This is a messenger RNA of Porites lobata, 8564 nucleotides long. Lineage: Eukaryota; Metazoa; Cnidaria; Anthozoa; Scleractinia; Poritidae. The record is from the annotation of a GenBank genome assembly.
AUGAAACAAGUAGGAUCAAAGGAAGGGCAUUUAACCGCAGUUACAGCAAUUGACAGCUUGUGUUGCAAGUCAGCUUUGCUUCUGUCCAUUGCGUGCUGUAUCGCACUUAUUCACGUAGAACUUCGAAUACAAGAACAUGAUCGCCUAUUUCCACACUCAGUGACUCGCUCUGGUCAAAUGAAAACAGAAAUCUUUCGAGUUCAACAGAAAAAUAGAAGAUGGAGAAUAACCGAAAGCGGCCAUUUAGAUUUAGGACAGAAGACGAAAGGUGGGUAUUGAGAAAACCUAGAACGACGAUAGGUGGCCUCUUCCCAAGAAAACAGUGAAUCGUUUUAGGCCUAACGAUAAGCGCUAUUAAAUAUCCUCUUUUCAUUGUUAAAGGUCAAGAAAAAAAGAGGAGACAAACAUCAGAGAUAAAAUGGUUUUAGCGAAUUGUACUCUCCGUUCAGAUAGGCUCUUCUCGCCCACUCAGGCAGCCAACCAAAACAGAGAAUUAGUUUAGUCUUUCCCUGUCGCGGAAUCUGCCAUAGUGACUAAAAAAUAUUUUAUUGGCAUUUUCUUUACUGUUUGUUCCUGAAGUUUGUUUAAUAAGCACGGUAUGUGUUCUAAUUUCUCUCAAAAGGUCAGGAAAGUUCGUCACGACAAAGACGCGCUUCAUCCGAUGACUCACAACCGAAACCGGUCAAAACAGCUUCUGAUGUAAAACUGCUCAUUGAAAAAGAACUUCGUCUGCUGCAGAAUCAAAUCUGUGCCAAAGAUGAAAAACUCUGUCUUCCAGGACCAAAGGGUAACACUGGAAGACGGGGAAGACGAGGACCCCAAGGUAUACCGGGUCCCCGAGGGAGAACCGGACCACCAGGAUCUCCUGGUAAACAUGGACCAGUAGGACCAAAGGGACCAAUUGGCAAAAACGGGGUUCGCGGAAUGCAAGGUCCGCCAGGACCCCCCGGCCCCAGAGGCCCGCCUGGUGUGAAAGGCGCACCGGGACAAUCUAUCUCAACUCCCUCCCUGUUACAGCGUCCUGUUGAAACGACAGUCAAUGAAAGCCAGACAGCCAUCUUGAAAUGUACAGCGGUUGGAAAUCCUCCUCCCAAAGUCACAUGGUUUAAGGUGAAUUCAUCACUUCCCGUCGGGCGUCACGUGGUAGAGUCCAGUGGUGCUCUGAUUCUUCAGGAUGUUAGGCCUGGAGACGAGGGCCAAUACACCUGCAAAGCUGAAAAUUUGCUGGGAACCAUCAACGCCAGCACGCGGCUAACGGUGCAGUGUAAGUUGCAUUUCAUUCUUCAAGAUUUCAAGAUGUUUUUCUAUCUCUCCCUAAUACAUUUUCUGACAUGUUGUAGAAGUAUUCUCACGGAAACCUACAGAUGGUCCCUUCUUGCCGUUCUUCAGUUACUUUGUCUGACUCUCAUUAUAAGAUGCACAACUCUCUAAGACGAUCGGUUAGCAAUGGUCGCAGCGACGUGAUGCAGUAUUUUGUUUACAAAAUAAACGUGUUUUCUACUUCUUGCCAGCUCCACCCUUUAUUAAAUUGUCAUCAAAUUACCUGAUUAACUAGUUCGAAACUGUAAAGCAACGUAAACAAAAAACGUAUAAAGAAAAACUAUAGUAUAAAGUUAUGUCGAUGAAUUUGAUUCACUAGUCAUGACCUUUUUAAAGAAACCAAUGAACUCGAUCCGGAGAAGUCUUAAUCGUGAGCAAUCAAGUUACUUUAGUCUUGAGGUUCACUGUAAUGGGAGUAAGUGUUUUCCUAAAAUAGACCAUUUUCCUUAGGAUCUGUUGUGUACGACUAGUAAACUACAAGAAAAACUAGCCAUUUAGGAAGUCUAGUUUUGGAUGAUGUUCACGUUCGCUUACUGAUAGAGUUGACCAUUGAAUAUGGGUCAAGUUUAAAGUAAAUAAAGAGAGCCGGUGUAUGUGACGGUUAUGGAAAGGUGCCGUGCAUUAGAGGAGGUUUAACUGUAGUGGUUAAAUAUUCCACGAUAUUAAAACAGUGGAGAGUGUUUUGUCACCAGAAUAAAAGCGAUUUAUUCAUUUCUUGCCAGUUGGUCCCCAGAUAUUAUUGUCAUCAAAUCGCCUGAUGGCUGAGCACAACCAAAACGUCACUAUUGACUGCACUGCCACUGGUCAGCCGAAACCCAAGAUCACGUGGUCCAAGUUAAGAGGAACUUUGCCAAAAGAAAGAAAUAAAGUGAUGAACAACCCUCUGACGAUCUAUCAAGUAACGAGAAAUGACGGUGGAAUAUACACGUGUAAAGCGCAUAAUAUCCUGGGAUCAGCGGCAGAUAUGGUUCAGUUGAUGGUUUUUUCGCCUCUCCAGUUCAAAGUUCGACCACCUCAAGAACUGACUCCUAUCGUUGGCUCAACUGUUCGCCUACCUUGUGUGGCGGAGAGUGACCUGAGACUUACCGUGAAUUGGACAAAGGAUGGAUCCAUACUUCCUGUUGGUUCAAAGAUUCUUCAAGACAACACUCUAGUUCUUGACAGCAUCAAAAAAUCAGACCAAGGUUCUUACAAGUGCAGAGCGAGUAAUUCUUUGACAACAAUAGAAACCAAAGUAAAAAUCAGUUCUCCUGUUAGUGUUGCGUCCUGUUCUGAGAUCAGAAAAAACGUCAGCAGUGUAAGCGGAAAUUACGUCAUUGAUCCAGAUGGCGAGGGGGGUCUGGCACCAUUCACUGUUUAUUGUGAUAUGACAGCUAAAAAUGGAGUUGGCGUGACAGUCAUCAGUCACGACAGUGAAAGCAGAACAUACGUGAAAGGAUAUGAGGCUAAGGGAAGUUACUCGCGUGACAUUCGUUACACAGGAGCAAGUCUUUCUCAGCUGGCAAGUCUCACCAGAGUGUCCUCGAAUUGUGAACAGUUUAUCAAGUAUGAAUGUACAGGUUCCUCUCUCCUUGAAAAUGGCGCCUUUUAUGGCUGGUGGGUGUCACGUGAUUCCGCUAAGAUGACGUACUGGGGAGGAGCAUCUGGCAAUGCUAAGUGCGCAUGCGGGAUGACUAACUCAUGUGCACACGCCAGUUAUGGCUGUAACUGUGAUAACGAAUCCUAUAGAUGGCAGGAGGACAGCGGUCUGCUCACUGACAAGACGACGCUUCCUGUAAAACAACUCAGGUUUGGGGAUACUGGUAGCAAAGGAGAACAAGGUUACCACACGCUCGGAAAACUAAAGUGCUUUGGAACCGCAUAAAUAUAUGCUAGUUCUUGUGACUCCAAACCCGACAAGUAAAAAAAAAAUAUGUGUAACCUUAAAAGUUCAUAAAGAAACCUGAAGAGAGACUGACAGUCAUCCUUGUUUUACAUGUACAGUAAGUACAAUAGUCAACGUUCGAUAUAUUAAAACUCUAACAUGCCUCCGAGGCUUUAGGGUCGAAAUUGCGAAUUUUUUACGACUCCAUUGUCUCGCAAUUGCCAGAAGAGACUUGAGGACAAAGAAAACCUAACCAAAUGUACAAAAAUCACCAGAAAGCCUCGAAGUCAUGUUAGAAUUUUAAUAUAUCGAACGUGAGCUAUUAAAACCCGGUCGAACAUCCGUAGGCUAGCUCUUCUCGCUUUUUUACUGAUGUUUAUUGUAAACAACCUGUCACGCUUCAACAUAUUCAUCAAACUCUAAAUUCUUUUCACGAGAAUUAACACCAACCGAAAAUAGAGACAUGGCACUAAUAACUGUCUUUUUCCCCUUGUACUAAAGUAUCGAUAUGAUUGUUUUAACCUGUUUUCGAAAGUCUUGCAGGUCGUGUAGGAGAGUAAUAAGCAAUAGUUUAAUAAAUGUUUUUUAUGUAUUCUGAAAAAUCCUGUCACUGUUAUCCACGGCUGCUACUACCGGGGCUGAGCGCAUGUGUGAGUUUCUGACUAUUAUUGUGUGAAUGCUUUCUUGGAAAGAUAUAUUAUUACUCUUGUUUGUUAUUCACAUAGAGGUAUCAAGCCAAUCAAAACAAGAACGCUCACAGCCUAGACCGAAUGACCAUUUAUCUACCUUAAAAAAAAAAACCAAAAGAUUUGGAGGUCCCAUGCAUAAAGAUAAAAGGUGUUAAAGUUGGCCUGUUUAAUCUCCACUUUUAAUGUGCAAUUUAUAAAGUUUAAAUACUUUUGCAUUAAAAGCGAUCCAAAAUUUCAGUGUGUGUUGGUUAAGCGACUUGUGGCGUGAAAAUAGACAGAAGAGAAGCUUAUUAAAACCUUUGAAUGCAGAGGUCCACUCAACACGUAAAUAAAACCGACUGGUUCUUUCUUGUCGGAUCUCUAAUCUAGAGAUGCUAAUGCCAGAGGUCACUUGAAGUAAGAAUUAAAAAAAAAAUGAAUGCAAGGCUGGAAAUACGACAAAGGGGUGAUUUAUUUGAGGCCAAUAUUUCGGCUAACAAAAUUAGCCUUCUUCAGGGCCACAGCUUGUUAUAUUUUGUAUUUUUAAGAUCCUUUGAGGUCGAAAACAUAACUUUUUCAAAUCAGGUAUAGGCCUUCCGUCAUUCCUCAAUGCAAAAGUCUUCAUACUCAAGCAUCGUUACGCCACGCGCACCACGUGACCCUGCAGGAAUAUGGGAGCGCGGAGGAAUGAGGUCUAAGAGAUUUACCAACAGUGGGUAAAUGCAAGACAAAACUAAACAAAAUGAGCGGAAGGUAAUGGGCACGUGAGCUUUAGGAGUUGUAAAGCCGCGUCUGUCACGUCUGUAACCUACUUUUUUUAAUAUCUUCCGCAGGAAAGACAAGCAAACAGACAGACAAGCUUUCAAGUAUAUGUGUUGUAGGUUAUAUCCGUUCUUAGGUUAAAUCACAAUUUUUGUCUCCUUUGAAUAAUUAAGGCCUAGAAACAAAAAGAAAAUACUGUCGAAAAUUCGGUUGAAUCCUUGUCAAAAAUGAGAACGGAGUUUACCUACAACAUAAGCCUGUGGUUAGUUUCUUUACAUCAUCAAGUGACGAAACAAAGCAAAUCCUGAACUUCCUACUGUGCAAUAAUCUUCCCAUGAUAGUGUGAAACGUGACCUUGGACUUGGAGUUAGCUUAAACUACAGAGGUCCUCUUUUUCCUUCUUUCAAUUCUAUGCAGUACACGGAGAAUUUUACAAUCUGACUGAGCAAAUCUUAGUUUGCCGCUCUGAGUUUAACGCUUAGAGGUCAUGAAGCUGGUCUGUUUCAUUCUCUUUGAGUAAUUAUUUCCUGUGGUCUGGAGCGCGAUGUCCUACUGUUCCUCCGUUCGCAAUUCCUUUUGUACUAACUUGAUAGUCUAUGCGACUGUACUGGUAGUGCAUUUUUUUGUUACAAGUGCCUAAAGCAAGACUGCAGUUUCGGAAUUAAAAGAUACCUUGUCUAAGGGACGGACCAUUUGAAAACUUAUGGGGGGGGGGGGGCGGGCAAAGUACAAAAAAAAAUUUCGCGCAAGAGAAAAUUAAAUUUAAAAAAUAUUCAUGCUAUGGCCUAAAAAAAAUUCAUACCAGGAAUUUGAUGACGAAAAAAAAUUCCUGCCCCUCGAAAAUCCCCCCCAUAACUUUUCUAAUGGUCCGUCCCUAAGGUCACGUUUAUUUUUGUUCAGCCUGUCAACACUAUUUCAAACCGGAUAUUUUCUUUAGCGCGUUCAGCCAACAACAAAAGGUUUUCUGUUUUGGAAAGCUAAUAGCCAAUCAGAAAAUACGUACCAUAUUCGCAAAAAGUAGGUGACGUCAGUGGACAACGCUCGGAAUUCAGUCGUCUCUCUACCCCCGCACCCCCCUCCCCACGGAUUACGAGGUGGAGACGUGUGACAUUUCAGACUAUCGCCGGCCUCUCUUUAACUUGUCAUAUCAUAAUGUCACUCAUAUUUGUUAGAGAUAUAAGUGAAUCAUUUGUUAGCCGGAGUAUCAGGCGUUUCUGGGGGAAAAGGGCUAAAAUGAAAGCGAAAAAGGGAGAGGGCUGACGUAGAGAAACGCCCUUCCUUUCUCUUCUCCCCCUCCCCCAUCCCCCAUCUAAUCUAUCCCCCAUCUCUGAUACUCAGGCUAAUCAUAUGAUUAGAAAAGCCGUAUGUCACGGGCCUGGUUAUUUAAUUUCUCGAGUUUCACAAAAGACCUUUCCUUCACUGAUUUCAAGGGCCAUUAACUUACUUGGUCUUUCUGAAAACGUAGGCCCAAAAAGACAGUUUAAUCAUGAGACAACGGAAUGUAGAAGAGAAGCAUAAGACUGGAAGUAAAAUAUUUGAGAGCUUGAGUUGCAAGUCAGGCUUGCUGCUGUCUAUUGCGUGCUGCAUCGCACUUAUUCACGUAGAACUCCGAAUACAAGAACAUCAUCAACUGAUUUCACACUCAGUGGCACUUUGUGGUCAGAUGGAAACACAAAUCCUUAGAGUUCAACAGAAAAAUGGAAGAUGGAAAAUCACCGAAAGCGGCCCUUCAGAUUUGGGGCAAGAAGCGGAAGGUGAGUACAAAGAAUUUUAAAAGCGGAAAUAGCUAAGCUCUUUGCCAAGACCAAGGCCUCUUAUCCCUCCUUAUGCAAAUAUCACUGGUUAAUAAAACACUGAUAAUAGUCACACGUAAAUCGAGAAACUGAUCACCGAAGGAAAAUAAAAGAGCCUUGGAUUUGAAAAAAAAAAUGUUUAUUGUUGGUACUAUAAAAAGGCAAAAUUCGUUGUUCAAAACUUAAGUUUAAGGAGAUGACCAUUUAAAUAACGUUUACUGUUUACCUUGAGCGAUUUCUUUACGAUAUAUUAUUUAUGUUCUACAAUCUUUGAUAAAUGGCUUUUAUUUUUGAGGUCAAAAAACCAAAUCAAGAGAAAGACGUGCUUCACCCAGUGACUCACAAGCGAAACCGGUAAAAACAGCCUCUGAUGUAAAACAGCUGAUCAAAGAAGAACUUCGUUUGCUACAAAAUCAAAUUUGUACCAAAGAUGAAAAGCUUUGUCGACCAGGACCAAAAGGUAACACAGGAAGGCGGGGGAGACGAGGACCCCAAGGUAUACCAGGUCCCCGAGGGAGAACCGGACCAGCAGGACCUCCCGGUAAACAUGGACCAGUAGGACCACAAGGACCAAUUGGCAAGGACGGAGUUCGCGGAAUGCAGGGUCCCGCGGGACCCCCCGGUCCCAGAGGUCCGCCGGGUAAGAAAGGCGCACCGGGACAAUCUAUCUCGGCUCCCUCCCUGUUACAACAGCCUGUUGAAACGACAGUCAAUGAAAGUCAGACAGCCAUCUUGAAAUGUACAGCGGUUGGCAAUCCUCCUCCCAAGGUCACAUGGUCUAAGGUGAAUUCAUCACUUCCUGUCGGUCGUCACGUGGUAGAGUCCAGUGGCGCUCUGAUUAUUCAGGAUGUUAGAGCUGGGGACGAAGGCCAGUACACCUGCAAAGCCGAAAAUUUGCUGGGAAGCAUCAACGCAACAGCGAAGCUAACAGUGCAGUGUAAGUUCCAACUUUUUAAUCUAAGGCUUUAAGCAAUGAUGUUCACUUCUCCGUAACACAUUAUCUAUUUCUUCUCAGUUCCUCCCACUAUUGUACUGUCAUCACAUCGCCUGAUGGUUGAAGAGAAACAAAACGUCACUAUCGCCUGCACUGCUACUGGUCAGCCGAAACCCAAAAUCACGUGGUCCAAGUCAGUUAACAAACUGCCCAAAGACAGAAACAAAGUGGUGAAUGGAGCCCUCACAAUCUAUCAUGCAGUAAAAGAGGACGGUGGAACAUACAUUUGCAAAGCAGACAAUAUUCUUAGUUCAGCCACAGAUACGGCUCAACUCAUAGUUUUCUCGCCCUUACGGUUUAAAGUCAAACCUCCUAAAGAAGUGACCCCUGCAAUUGGAUACCCUGUCCAUCUACCUUGUAUGGCCGAGAGUGACCUGAGACCUGUAAUUUCUUGGUCAAAGGAUGGCUCUACACUUCCUGUUGGUUCGAGAGUUCUUAAAAAUAACACUCUCGUACUAAACAACAUCAAAAAAUCACACAGAGGAUCUUAUACCUGCAGAGCAACUACUGCCCUCAAAACGAUAGAAACAGAAGUUAAAAUCAAUUCUCCAGUGAGGGCUACUUCCUGUUCUGUUAUUAAAAAGAACGUCGGCAGUGUAAGCGGAAAUUACGUCAUUGAUCCAGAUGGCGAAGGAGGUCUGGCACCAUUUCCUGUUUAUUGUGAUAUGACAACUAAACAUGGAAUUGGCGUGACAGUCAUAAGUCACGACAGUGAAAGCAGAACAUCAGUGAAAGGAUAUGAAUCUCCGGGUACUUAUUUACGAGACGUACGUUACGCAAAAGUGAGCCUCUCUCAGCUGGCAAGUCUCACCAGAGUCUCAUCGCAUUGUGAACAGUUUAUCAAGUACGAGUGUUGCGGUUCACUUUUGCAUCACAAAAACAAUAAAUUUGGAUGGUGGGUGUCACGUGAUUCUACUAAGAUGACGUACUGGGGCGGAGCAUCUGACAAUGGUAAGUGCGCAUGCGGGAUGACUAACUCGUGUGCAUAUCCCAGUUAUGGCUGUAACUGUGACAAGAAUGACUAUGUAUGGCGUGAAGACAGCGGUCUCCUCACUGACAAGACCAAGCUUCCUGUAAUACAACUCAGGUUUGGCGAUACUGGCGACGGGCCCGAACAAGGUUACCAUACACUUGGAAAACUUAAGUGCUCUGGGACAGUAUAG